Messenger RNA from Limulus polyphemus (Atlantic horseshoe crab), 600 nucleotides. RefSeq names its product NADH dehydrogenase [ubiquinone] 1 alpha subcomplex subunit 8-like (gene ND-19). The record is from RefSeq and is a predicted model, not a curated record. The transcript is spliced from 2 exons. NCBI's taxonomy places the organism in Eukaryota, Metazoa, Arthropoda, Merostomata, Xiphosura, Limulidae. Gene Ontology annotation, biological process: mitochondrial electron transport, NADH to ubiquinone. Bases 42 to 434 code for a protein of 130 amino acids.
UGAAUAUGACUACAUUGCUGUUGGACCUUUCUUAGGAGUUCAUGCUCUGCCGUAGAGAAGAAAAGGAUCCACGAAAGUGUUUGGAUGAAGGCAAAGCUGUCACCUCCUGUGCACUGGAAUUUUUUCGUCAAGUCAAGAAAACAUGCCGAGAGCCAUUUGAAGCAUAUGCCCAUUGCCUGGAGUAUAGCAGUCCUGAAAUGGCUUUUAAAUAUUGCAGAAAGACUCAAGCUGCUUUGGAUAACUGCAUGAUGGACAAAAUGGGUUUGGAUAGGCCAGAACUUGGAUAUUUCAGUCGACCACGAGUUCACAAGACUCAGCGACCUAAGCCAGAACCCGAGACCCUACCCAAGUAUCCAAAUCAAAUACCAAGCCUACCUGAUGAUUUUCCUCGAGAACCUGCCAAACAUGGCUCUCGUUGGUUUUUCUUUAACUAGAUGAGUUUGUUUAUUAGGAAGAUUAAUUCAAAAAGAAAGGAAGUUCAUAGAAUGUAGUUUUCAAGUUCUCAAACACGUAGGAAUCUUGUGUACUGUUUACUCUCGAGUGAGCUGUGAAAUGUAAACAUUCUAGAAAUUUAAUAAACUUCAUGUUUGGUAAUCACUU